GUACACUUAAUAACCUUCCCAAUGACCUUUGUUUUCUAGUUCAACCUCCCCCAACUAUAUACAUAUUUCUUCCUCCUGGCCAGGGUGUUAUAUAGAUUGCAUAUAUAACUGUGCAUAAAUGGGAGAUAGAGAGACAGAAGAAGGAACAACAAUGAAGACAACUGAGAAAGAAAACAACAUGGAAAAUAGUGAGAAACAUGAAACAAAUGAUGAUCCUAAGAUCAUCCAUAGAGGCUGGAAGGUCAUGCCUUUCAUCAUAGGAAAUGAAACUUUUGAAAAAUUAGGAGCCAUUGGAACAUUAGCAAACUUGUUGGUCUAUCUUACAACUGUAUUCAACCUGAAAAACAUUACAGCUGCAAACAUCAUCAAUAUCUUCAGUGGCAGUACCAACUUUGCUACCUUGCUUGGUGCUUUCUUCUCUGAUACAUAUUUUGGUCGCUACAAUACAUUAGCAUUCUGCACAAUCACUUCUUUUCUGGGCUUACUUGGAAUACAACUUACAGCAGUAUUCAAGAAUCUUCAUCCACCACACUGUGCAAAGGAAAGCAUCAAAUGCAAAGAACCAACAACAGGACAAAUGGCAUUUCUAAUAUCAGGAUUUGGAUUACUGUUAAUAGGUGCAGCAGGAGUUAGACCAUGUAACUUAGCAUUUGGUGUUGAUCAAUUCAAUCCAAAAACAGAUUCAGGAAAAAAAGGAAUCAAUAGUUUCUUCAAUUGGUAUUUCUUUACCUUCACUUUUGCACAAAUGGUAUCUUUAACACUAAUUGUUUAUAUACAAUCAAAUGUGAGCUGGGCAAUUGGUCUUGGAAUUCCUGCUGCUUUGAUGCUCAUAGCAUGUGUGUUAUUUUUCAUGGGAGGUAAAUUGUAUGUGAAAGUUAAACCAAGUGGUAGUCCUAUCACUAGUAUUUUUCAAGUCUUAGUGGUAGCAAUCAAGAGAAGAAGACUUAGUCUACCUUCUCAGCAUCCAAUGCUUUCACUCUUUGAUUAUGUGCCACCCAUGUCUAUUAAUUCAAAGCUUCCUUACACAUAUCAAUUCAGGGUAUUGGACAAAGCUGCAAUGAUAACAUCACAAGACAAAAUAAAUCCAGAUGGUUCAGCAGCUGAUCCAUGGAGUCUUUGCAGCAUACAACAAGUGGAAGAGUUGAAAUGUUUGGUGAGAGUUUUACCUAUAUGGUUUUCAGCAAUUUUGUACCAUCUAGUUAUUGUUCAGCAACACACACUUCUUGUUUUUCAAGCACUGCAAUCAAAUAGACGAAUGGGAAACACCGACUUCAAGAUACCCGGUGCAUCCUACACUGUCUUCUUAAUGUUAAGCAUGACAUUAUGGUUACCAAUCUAUGAUAGAAUAGUUGUUCCUUGUCUCCGAAGAUUCACCGAAAAAGAAGCUGGCAUCACAGUCCUUCAAAGAAUUGGUGUUGGAAUAUUUCUAGGUAUACUAAGCAUUCUUGUAUCAGCAUUUGUUGAAACACAAAGAAGACACUUAGCUUUAACUAAGCCUAUUGGAAUGCAACCAAGAAAAGGCGCGAUUUCGUCGAUGUCUGGUUUUUGGUUGGUUCCUCAGUUGAUACUGGCUGGAUUUGCUGAAACUUUUACUGCUGUUGGACAAAUUGAAUUUUACUAUAAACAGUUUCCUGAGAAUAUGAAAAGCAUUGGAGGGUCACUUUUCUAUUGUGGCAUGGCAGGUUCUAGUUAUUUAAGUGCUUUUCUUGUUUCUGUUGUUCAUAGAACAACUUCCAAAUCUGCUACAGGAAAUUGGUUACCAGAGGAUCUUAAUAAAGGGAGAUUGGAAUAUUUUUAUUACAUGAUUGCUGGGAUAGAAGUCUUGAAUUUUGUGUACUUUUUGAUGUUUUCCAAAUGGUACAAGUAUAGAGAAACUAUUAGUAGUAGUAGCAGCAGCAUUGGUAGUCCAUGAAAGUAUAAUAAUAUGCAGAAUCUUAAGGAAUAAAUGUUAUUAUAUGGAUUGAUUAGUAUAUAUAUAUCCUUUAACUGUAACAUUGUUAAUUAGAAAUUUGAAAGGAUCGGAAUGGGUAGUAUUUCAUGUUUCAUUGUGGAGUUCUGCCUUCCUAGAAGUACUUUUUUCAC
This is a messenger RNA of Medicago truncatula (barrel medic), 2082 nucleotides long. Its product is annotated as protein NRT1/ PTR FAMILY 2.9. Gene Ontology annotation, molecular function: transmembrane transporter activity. Bases 119 to 1912 code for a protein of 597 amino acids. NCBI's taxonomy places the organism in Eukaryota, Viridiplantae, Streptophyta, Magnoliopsida, Fabales, Fabaceae. Gene Ontology annotation, biological process: transmembrane transport. The transcript has 4 exons. Gene Ontology annotation, cellular component: membrane. The record is from RefSeq and is a predicted model, not a curated record.